CAUUGAGGAGAACCUGAUUUAUACAGUGACCAACCUAUUUUCUGCUGAAACUGACACCACAGCUACAACCUUGAGGUGGGGUUUGCUGCUCAUGGCCAAGUAUCCACAAAUUCAGGGUGUCGUAUUUUAACUUUGGAUGUAUUGUCAUCGGUCCCCAGUUAACUUCAGACAGGAAGGCUUGGACAUUUCGACACUGGUAUUAAAGAGAGGGAAGCUGUUAACCAUUAUGGGCCUGAUCUACUAAGAUCAUCAGAUGUCCAUCAAUCCCCACAGCGCUCCAGAAAUCAGAUUAGACCAGAAAAUACCUCUGUGUGUCCCCAAUGGUGUCCCAAUUGUUAGGACAUUGUUUGGAAGUUGCUGCAGCAACAAAGAAAUGAGACUGAUGGAUUACAGGCUAUAUGCUCAAUGCCUUGUCAACAGUUGGGAGAUCAUUAAUUGGCAGAGGUCCUUCAAGUGAGCCGCUGGCAAAUGAAGAGGGAGGAGAAAGCAUGGGUGCACACUAGCGCAACCUGCGGAAACACAAAGCUCCAAUGAUAGAAAUAGUUUUGAGGGAAAUAUAUGAGUAGAAAUAUAGACACAGUCAAUAACAUUAUAAUUAAUUAUUUUUUUCUUUCAAAACAUGCCUCAAGUUCAAUCACAAUGUUUUUUGUUUUGGUUUAAUUGCAUAAAAGAUGUAAAUAAAAUGCAUAUCUCAAAUGGCUCAUGAGAAAUGGUUUUGAAUCAGAUUGUCUGCAGUGUCACUGCAUUAUUCUGUCCCGCAUGUGACCAGGCGUCAUCUUCUUUCACAUUCAUGGCAUCAUGCUCCAACCUGUGAGGUUUUGCUAUGCUGUGGAACAUUCAGCAGAGAACUAAAAUCUGCACCACCUAUACUGGGCUAUAUAGAAGCAGUACUCCAGGACUAUCCAGACAACGGUCUUGUGCUAUAAAGUGAUGGUGCGCUGGAAUGAUCUAGACCCAACAACAUGCAGUUCUGCAAGGAGUUUUUCCAUAGAAGAUAUGGCAUGCCUUCUAUUUCUGACCUGCUCCAAAAACUCAAAAUGAUAUUGCGGGGUAGAUGAUAUGUGUCCACUAUUUUUAUUUCUAACAGUCCGAAUAUGUGGAUGCAUGCACAGAAGAUUCUCUCUAUCCAUCGUCAUUGUACCUAUGCCUCCGUCUUGCUACAAUGCUCGCUGACAUUUAUUCGUAAUGCUUUGCCUUUUUGCAUCUGCCUUUCAAACAUGCUAAAUAUAGACGCACCAACAGCACCUGCAAUUAGUUUUAUGGUCAAUAAAUCACAUUUUGUGUGCUAAAUGAUAACAUUCACAUAUCCCCCAGUAUUUUUGCACAUUCUGAUAAUCUGCAUAUAUUCUCCAUAUUCAUGAAGAAAACAGGCUAAAUGGAUUGCAACUGCUAUGUUGCUCAUUUAACAAACGUAAUCCUUGUUGCCCCCAGAUAGGAGAUCAGCCUUGCGUGCAGUAUUUGGUUGCAUCUGUUUUUAUACAUGCAAAAUUCUAGUAGAUUAGGCCCUAUAUUUGCUAAACCCCUGCAUGUGUGCAUCACCUUGGUGACCAUUCUGAGCUAAACAGAGAAAACAUCCAUCACCUAUCAUUUUGCUUUCUGCAGACCAGGUCCAGGAGGAGCUGGCCAGGGUAAUCGGAGGCCGUGAAGUUCAAGUGGAAGACCGUAAAAACCUACCGUACACCAAUGCUGUCAUCCACGAGAUACAGAGGCUGGCUAACAUCGUCCCCAUGGCCAUCCCACACAAAACCAGUCAAGAUGUCACCUUCCAGGGAUACUUCAUCAAAGAGGGAACGACAGUGUUUCCCCUUCUUACAUAUGUUCUGUAUGAUGAGAGUGAAUGGGAGAGCCCUCACACCUUCAACCCUUCCCAUUUCUUGGAUAUGGAGGGCAAAUUCAUCAAGAGAGAUGCCUUCCUGCCAUUUUCUGCAGGUCGCAGGGUGUGUCUCGGGGAGAGUCUGGCUAAGAUGGAGCUCUUCCUCUUCUUCACCUCCCUCAUGCAGCGUUUUCAGUUCACGCCUCCACCUGGAGUGUCUGAAGAUGAGCUGGAUCUGACUCCAGCUGUGGGCUUCACCAUCCCUCCUUCUCCUCAUGAGCUUUGUGCCGUCUGUCGGCAGUGAGAAGAAGGCAUAGCAUUAUAGUUCCUGUUUAUAUCAGUGGCCUGAUGCGCUUUAACACGUUUAAACUUUGAAAUGUUCUUGCAGUAAAAGUACCCUUUUAUACAACUUUAAAUCAAACAUCAACAAUACAAGAGCAAUUUUGUAACCUCUCAUUUUUGCCAUGUACCUUGUAAUGCUUUGUGAACAAAACAUUAUCACAGUUUUGUACUAAAGGUUGUACAAUAAUGUCAAUGGAAAACAGGUAACAUGUUUCAAUUGCAUCUUCACAUUUUCCAUUUAUUCUGUCCCUCCUGAACUUAUAUAAUCAGGCUCAUGGGGAGUUAUGUAUGGGUAGGAAUAAAAGGUUACAUCAGCUGCUCUUGAACAGAAUAGACUGACAAACCCCCCACAAAAAACCCACAAAACAUAAACAAAAAAUCCUACAAGAGUAGAUGCUUGACAGAAGAAAUUCUAACCUUUAACUUGAAUUCAGAACAUGCUUUUUUCUAUAGGUCUGUGUUAAUUAUUGUGACCAUCUGUUUGCCUAAUAAAGGAAGCAGAUAAUCUAGCUGGGACAAAGUAGAAAGCUGCUCAGCCAGUUUUCUUUGUACAAACGCAUGCAAAAUGCAGAUUGAAUUUCUGUUGAUGAGACGGUGUCAAAAAGAGGGAGAGGCUGCCUAAUCCUGACUGACACCUUACACCCUUACCCUGUUCCCUCUCCUACAUUCAAAGUUAUGCCAAAAUAUGUCAUUCUUACCGUUGGCUGGAGUCAUCCAGCCCACCAGCUCUCUUAUGCAUGAAAAUUAAAAUAAUUCCAGAAUAUACUCCAAUUUAUGACAAAUUAAACCUGCAACUUGUACAGGUUUUAAACUAAUGUGCCCAUUAUUUUAGCCUGUCAAAGAGUGGAGUUAAGGAAAUCCUUAGGGAAACCUAAAAUUAUAUUCCACACUAAAACAUGACAGUAAAAAUGCAUUUUACUGAUAAAGAUUUUGGUAAAGACUAGACUUUAGUAUAACUGUGCUAUUUCUUUAAGUCAAAGAUUCACAGUGCAAAGGCCUACUUCCAUAAGUGUGCUUAGCUUAAAACUAAAACUUUCUUGAACCGCAUGUUGGUUCAAUUUCAGCAUAUGUCUUCCUUUGGGGGAAGGUUCUCUCACCAUUCCACCUCUUGGUUUGGUAAUAUUUGUCCAACCUGCCUUGUCCUGAUGACCCCAUAUGGUUUCUGUUGAAUUAGCCCUAAACCCUGUCCACACCGAUCCACAACAAAAGCCAGUCUGUUGGUGGUUUGGGGAUAUGCUUGGCAUUACUAGGAGGCAGGAAAAACAAGUUCCUCUUCAGCUUUGCCUUCUGGCAGACCCCUUAAGGUUUUCAAGUAAAAACUGAAUGGUAUUUGAAACUAUUCAGAAUUUCGUAAACCUUACACUAUGGCUUUAGCUAUAGGAUGUACAGAUCCAUUCAGUGAAUUAGAAUAUUGUUAAAAGGUUAAUUAAUUUUUGUAACUUAGCUCAUUAAAUGAAAUACAUUGUAUAGAUUAACUGCAAACUGAUGUUUUUAAACCUUUAUUUCUGUUAUUUAUGAUUUGACAUUUAAGAUUAGAACAAUUUAGACCACAGGUGUCCAAACUCUUUGACAAGGUGGCCAAAGUUGUCAGGUCAAGACUACUUAUGGGCCAAACAAAUAUGAUAAAAAAAACUACUCUGAGUUGCAAUUUUUGAAUUUAGCAAAGUUUAAUAAAUUAAUUAAAAGAAGAUUUGGGUGAACUGAUGUCUCCUUUUGAAUAAAAGUCACUGGAUGUUUUGUAUGAAAUUAAAGUGGAAAAGUGUGGUUACUAAAAGACAAAUACUGUGUUAUGUACUUUACAUUUUCCCUUGUAAGGAGAUGUUACUUGGUCAGUAAAAAUAUUGUCCUAA
Molecule: messenger RNA, 4005 nt
Organism: Girardinichthys multiradiatus
Lineage: Eukaryota; Metazoa; Chordata; Actinopteri; Cyprinodontiformes; Goodeidae
Product: cytochrome P450 2K1-like
Exons: 4
Coding region: 1728-2117 (129 amino acids)
Biological process (GO): xenobiotic metabolic process
Cellular component (GO): intracellular membrane-bounded organelle; cytoplasm
Molecular function (GO): heme binding; oxidoreductase activity, acting on paired donors, with incorporation or reduction of molecular oxygen, reduced flavin or flavoprotein as one donor, and incorporation of one atom of oxygen; iron ion binding
Source: RefSeq, a predicted model, not a curated record